Adineta steineri is the source of this 684-nucleotide messenger RNA. NCBI's taxonomy places the organism in Eukaryota, Metazoa, Rotifera, Eurotatoria, Adinetida, Adinetidae. The record is from the annotation of a GenBank genome assembly.
AUGUUGAGAUUCAAACUGCAUUUACAGAUAUUACCUUGGAUGAUAAUAAAUAGAUCUAAUCAACAAGAUAGACGAAAUACAAAAAAUGUUAAUAAAGAUAUCAUUAAAAGUGAUGGCACAGAACUAAGUCCUAUUCUAGGAUAUUCCGAAGAACCUCUACUACCACUUGCACAAGCAUGUGCUCCAUUAACUGAUAUCUUUCAUAAUUUAUCAUUCUAUGUUCAAUUAUCAUUAAAAGAAACUCCUGAACAACCACCUGAUGGAUUAUCAAUUGAUGAAAAUGCUGCAAUUCGUCUUUAUUCAACACUUAAUUUUAAUCUUAAAAAUAAUGAUCGGCAAGCACUUCUACCUUUUCACAGGUAUCUCAAAUUGUUCUUAACUGCUCUUAUUAAAUUACCAUGUGUUCCACCAUUAACUGUUUGGCGAGGAGUAACUAAAAAUUUAAGUGAAGAAUUUCCACCUGGUAGUGCUAUGACAUGGUGGGCAUUUUCAUCAUGUACUACUGAAAUGACUGUACUUGAAAAUAAUAUGUAUUUGGGUCAAGAAGGUGAUGGAACACUUUUUUCUGUUGAAGCUAUCAAUGGUCGAACAGUAAAAGCUCAUUCACAUUUCGUUACUGAAGAUGAAAUUGUUCUUAUGUCAGGUACUCAUAUGAUAGUUCAAUCACAACUUGAGGGUGUGUGA